This is a messenger RNA of Rosa chinensis, 1065 nucleotides long. RefSeq lists its product as uncharacterized. The record is from RefSeq and is a predicted model, not a curated record. Lineage: Eukaryota; Viridiplantae; Streptophyta; Magnoliopsida; Rosales; Rosaceae. The transcript is spliced from 3 exons. Bases 1 to 1065 code for a protein of 354 amino acids.
AUGAACCAACUUCACACAGAACUGCUUCUCAAAGUGGAAGUAUUGGAACCUCAAGUACUAGAAUUUGAGGACAAUGAAGAUAUGUUUGCUGAUAAUGGUUCAAAUCAGGAGCAACCGGAUUACAUCAUUAAUUAUGAUGGUGAGCAGGAAGAGGUUGGUAAUGAAUUCAACCCCAAAACAGAUAUAAAGAGGCCUGUUUUCAAGUUAGACAUGAAGUUUGGUACAGUUCAAAUAUUAAGGGAUGCUUUGAAGGAGAUGGCCAUACAAGGUGGCUGGGAAUAUGUUUUUAUCAAAAAUGAUAAAGUGAGGUUAAGGGUUAUAUGCAAAGAGGAUGACUGUCCUUUUGAACUGUUUGCCUCCAAAAUGCAGCAUGAAAACUCACUGAUGAUCAAGGGGUAUAAUCCAAAACACACUUACACAAGGAAGUUCAACAACAGUAUGGUGAAAUUGAGGUACUUAACUGCAAAGUUCAAGGACCAAAUAGCCCUAAAUGAUGCAUGGAAAACAAAUUCACUUGCUAAAAUAAUGUCAGCAAAGAUUAGAGCAAGAGUGUCAACUCAAAUGGCCUAUAAGGCCAACAGGGCUGCUUUGCUUGAAGUGGAGGGAGCAUUGAAGAAUGGAAUCAAAGCUGGUUUUAGGAGUGUUAUAGGAUUGGAUGGAGCACAUUUAAAAAUCUGUUUUGGUGGCCAGCUUUUGACAACAGUUGGAACAGAUGCAAACAACACAAGUUGGGUUGUUGCUUAUGCAAUGGUGGAAUUCGAGAGCAAGGACUCAUGGAUAUGGUUUCUUGAGCUACUGUGCAAGGUUUUGGAAAUCAAGGAAGAUGGAGCAGGUUGGGUUUUCCUAAGUGACAAGCAAAAAGGUCUCAAAUCUGCCUUUGAAGAAGUGGUUCUCAGUGCACAUAUAAGGUUUUGUGUUAGACAUAUGUGGACUAAUUUCACAAAAUUGUUUCCCGGAAAAGUGAUGAAGGAUCAAAUGUGGAAAUGUGCCAAGUCCACCAUUUUGCCCUAUUACCUGAAUGAUAUGGAAGAGAUGAAGGCACUUGAUGAGGAUGCAUACAAAUAG